Messenger RNA from Lotus japonicus, 2242 nucleotides. Its product is annotated as aluminum-activated malate transporter 9-like. Bases 233 to 2035 code for a protein of 600 amino acids. The record is from RefSeq and is a predicted model, not a curated record. Gene Ontology annotation, biological process: malate transport. Lineage: Eukaryota; Viridiplantae; Streptophyta; Magnoliopsida; Fabales; Fabaceae. The transcript has 6 exons. Gene Ontology annotation, cellular component: plant-type vacuole membrane.
CAAGUGCUUAAACUUACUUAUAUUCAUAACUAAAAAACCUAAUCCCCUAUAAUCAUAAACAAACACAGCCUUCCCGAAACAGAGCAAGCAACAACGACAUCUCAUGUGCCUGUUUUCGAUGUUCCUCUGCCUAAACUUUUGAGCCUUAAAGUACUUCCCAAUCCAAUCCAAUUUCUCGCUCGUUCCAAAAGCGAUUCCUGAACCAUACGCAUCAGAUUCUGCGUUUCCAACAAUGGCUUCUGCGAGGGUACCCAUUCCCAAGCUGGGUUCCUUCCGCUACAGCUUCAAGGAGAGGAAGGAGAAGCUCCUCUCCAUGAAGAGCAGCCUCAUCGGCUACUCCCAAAUCGGUAUCCCUCUCCCGGAGUCCGACGAUGACAACGACGGACCUCCAGGGAGUAAGAACUGCUGCAGAUUCUGCUCGUACCGCGCCCUCUCCGACAGGCUCGUCGGCGCGUGGAAGACGACGAAGCGCGUGGCGGCGAGGGCGUGGGAGAUGGGUCUUUCUGAUCCGAGGAAGAUCGUGUUUGCGGCGAAGAUGGGUCUCGCUCUUAUACUCAUUUCGUUGCUGAUUUUCCUCAAGACGCCGUUUGAGGAUUUGGGUCGACAUUCUGUUUGGGCUAUUCUCACUGUUGUUACAGUCUUCGAAUUCAGCAUUGGAGCAACUCUUAGCAAAGGAUUUAACCGAGGAUUGGGGACUUUGACAGCUGGAGGACUUGCUGUGGGAAUGGGAGUGUUAUCAAAAUUGGCUGGACAAUGGGAAGAAAUCAUAGUAAUGGUUAGCAUCUUCAUUGUAGGAUUUUGUGCCACAUACGCAAAACUAUACCCAACGAUGAAAGCGUAUGAAUAUGGUUUCCGUGUGUUCUUGAUCACCUAUUGCUACAUUAUUGUAUCGGGGUAUCAAACGGGAAAAUUUAUUGAUACAGCCGUCAGUAGAUUUUUGCUCAUUGCGCUUGGAGCUGCUGUAUCAUUGGGGGUAAAUGUAUGCUUGUAUCCAAUCUGGGCUGGAGAGGAUCUACAUGAUCUUGUGGCAAAAAAUUUCAUGGGGGUUGCAGCAUCACUAGAAGGUGUUGUAAAUAAUUAUCUUAAUUGUAUUGAAUAUGAGAGGGUGCCUUCAAAAAUUCUUACGUAUCAAGCCUCUGAUGAUGUGGUCUACAGUGGCUACCGAUCAGCUCUUCAAUCUACAAGCACAGAGGAUGCAUUGAUGGGUUUUGCUGUCUGGGAGCCACCUCAUGGUCGUUAUAAAAUGCUUAAAUAUCCAUGGAGUAAUUAUGUGAAAGUAAGUGGCGCACUAAGGCAUUGUGCAUUUAUGGUCAUGGCUAUGCAUGGAUGUAUACUUUCUGAAAUACAGGCUCCAGCUGAGAAGAGACAAGUUUUCAGCAACGAGAUAAAGAAGGUGUGUUCUGAAGGGGCUAAAGUUCUACGGGAACUUGGGAACAAGGUUAAAAAGAUGGAGAAACUAGGCCAGGAAGACUUUCUUUUUCAAGUACUCGAGGCAGCAGAAGAGUUGCAACUGAAGAUAGAUAAAAAAUCUUUCCUUCUUGUAAAUUCAGAGUGCUGGGAAAUCGGAAACCGGCCAAAAAAGGAAGGUGAUUCUCAAGACCUCUUGAACAUGGACGAAGAAAGACAGUUUCUGGAGUACAAGUCUCUUAGUGAAGCUGUGCUUGAUCUCAGAGCUGUCAGAGUUCCGAAAAGUUGGGAAGGACACGGAACACACGUUGCUCCUGACAUUAACCACGCAGUGCGUGAUGAAAACAUGUUCAAGUCACAGAUAUCUUUGCCUGCCCAUAUUUCCUUGAGGCCAGAUGCUUUGAUAAAAGAGGCUGAAUCAAAAACCUAUCAGAGUGCUAGUUCACUGUCUUUGGCAACAUUCACAUCCCUUUUGAUUGAGUUUGUGGCAAGGCUCCAUAACCUAGUGGAUUCUUUUGAAGAAUUGGGUGAGAAAGCAAACUUCAAGGACCCUCUUGAGAUGCAAGCACCAGCAACUUCUGGUGGGUGUUGGACAAGGUUGUUUAACUCUUUGAAAGGCAACGAUUGAGCGAAACAAGUUGUGUUUUCUCAGAAGUCGUGUUUUUUUUUCACAUUCUGAGCUAAAGAAAUGGAGAAGCAUGUAGAAAUGGAAGUACUUUCACUUACUAACUGUAAAACAAACACAUACUUAGAUAUAUACUUGCUCGUGGUAAAACCAUGAACAGAUCCUAAUGCUGCUGUCCCAAAGUCAUAAUAUGCUUCACUGAUUGUUUUA